AAAACAGCCCCACGUUAUAUACACCACUUCAGUUUGAGCCCACAGGACGAUCGCCGUCAACAUGGGUCUUCUAUUUGUUCUAGGGUUGCUUGGAUUGUUUGCAGGUAUUCAGGCCCAAUCGUCGCAGUGUGGCAGUGUCACCUCUAGCGGCGGUAAGUCCAUCUUAGUGUCACACACUAGGUAUGGAUCAGGAAACUACUUCAACGACAUGGACUGCACGUGGCAUCUACAAGGUUACUCGGGAGGCUUGAUCAAGGUCGAGGUCAACAACUUUGACCUUGAGGAUGAUUCAAACUGUGAUUACGACUACGUGUCGUUCUACGAUGGAGACAGCGACAAGGCCACGGAGCUGGGGACUUACUGCGGCACCGGGUCUAUUCCCACCUUCUACACCACCCAGAGCGACAUCUUCAUCAAGUUUCACUCUGACUACGACACCGUGGCCAGUGGCUUCAAGUUGACCAUAACUUACGUAGGUGGAGGUGUUACAUCCUCCCCGGUGGUGAGCUCUGGAUGCGGCAGUGCCAAGUACCAGACUGGUCUCACGGGAACCAUUACCAGUUCCAACUACCCUAACGCCUACGACGACCUCGCCGACUGCCAGUGGGAGAUAACAGUGCCAGCUGGGAAGACAAUGGUAAUUUCCUUUGAUUCCCGAUUCAACAUUGAGGGGUACAGUGGCGGAGACUGCAAGUACGAUUAUGUGGCCAUCUAUCUUGGAUCGGUAUCUACUGGAACAGAAAUCGGCAGAUACUGCGGAGAGACAGCCCCCAACUCCAUUGGUAUUCUCCACAACAAGGUCAUUGUGAAAUUUGUGUCUGACAGGAGCGUUCACGAGGCUGGAUUCAGCUUGUCCUGGAGAGCAAGAGAUACUACGACUGCUGCUCCCGUUGUUACAACCAUCAAACCUACCGCAGGACCUUUGGCCGUUGACUCAGGUUGCGGAAGUCCCCGCGACCAGAGUGGGACCACCGGGUCCAUCAACAGUCUUAACUACCCGAGCCGCUACGUUAACGAUCUCAACUGCAGGUGGACCAUCACCGUUCCCAGCGGAAUGAGAAUCAAAAUGGAAUUCGCUUCCACAUUCAACAUAGAAGGUUACGCCGGCGGUAAUUGUAACUACGACACUCUCACAAUCUUCGACUACCCGCAGAGUCCUUCGAAUCAGAUCACACGUCUGUGUGGAGAGACUGCCCCCGCCCCAGUAUACUCCUCCGGUAAUAAGGUGGUGGUCGUAUUCAACAGCGACGACUCCGUGAAGAAGACCGGCUUUAAGAUGACUUGGUCAGCUGUAGGAGCAUCAGCCAGCACUGCGCGCCCCACCGUCCCCCCUACCACCCGCAGACCCACCACCCAACGCGUAAUCACUACUGCCAGACCCACAUCCAUCCAGUCUGGGUGUGGCGGGAACCGUGACCUCACAGGUACAACUGGACUCAUCAAAUCUCUCAAUUACGGAACUGGUAAUUACAACAACAAUGCUAACUGUAAAUGGAAAAUCACCGCCCCAGCCGGCAAGAUCAUCAAGCUUACUUUCCUGGCCUUUGCUGUAGAAGAGGGCGGCACCAGCUGCCAGUACGACAAACUGUCUGUCUACGACGGCAGUUCCGCCAGCGCCAGACUCAUCAAGAAUUACUGCGGGAAGGGUACUCAGAACGAGAUCUCGUCCACAGGCAACGCCCUCUAUCUGACAUUCACCAGUGACGAGGCGGUGGAGGAAAGUGGGUUCUCUAUCAGAUACACUGUUGUGGAUCCACCAAAGACUUGCUCACCCAGCCAAUUCACCUGCACUAACGGGAACUGCAUCUCCAGCUCCCUCAAAUGUGACGGCAAAGACGACUGCGGAGACGGAAGUGACGAGGUGUGCGUAAACAAAGGAAGCUGCGGCACUCCUGCUAUAGACGCUAAGCUUGGAAACAACCGUAUUGUGGGUGGAACCGAGGCCAAUUCAGGCAGUUGGCCAUGGCAGGUGUCCGUGCGUUACAGAGGCUCGCACAUCUGUGGUGGAAGUCUGAUCUCUGACCAGUGGGUCGCUACUGCCGCUCAUUGUUUGGAAGAUUCGAGCUUGAGUCCGAGGUACUGGUCCAUCUCUGCCGGAAAACACAGAAAGUACAACGACCCUGACGAGGAGGUUGUCCAGGUUCAGACGCUGAUCCCUCAUGAGAAUUACGACGACGCCACCACGGACAAUGACAUCACUCUCUUCAAGCUGGCCAAGCCGGUCACUCUCUCUGACCGUGUCCACCCCGUCUGUCUGCCCACGACCAUGGUCUCUGAUAACACUGUGUGUUACGUGUCAGGCUGGGGAGCCGUGCAAGGUACUGGAAACUCUGGUGUGUUGAAGCAAGCAGCGGUGCCCAUCGUAAACAGGCAAACGUGUAACAGCUGGUAUUACGGCGACAUCACCGGCAAUAUGAUCUGCGCUGGUUACGAGGCUGGCGGCCAUGAUGCUUGCCAGGGCGACAGUGGUGGGCCCAUGGUGUGCAAGUCAGGCGAGAAAUUUGAACUACAAGGUAUCACGUCUUGGGGCAUAGGUUGUGCAGGUCGCAGAAAGCCAGGUGUGUACACUAAAGUUGUCAACUACUUGGACUGGAUCCAGCAGAAAAUGACGCAAUAUGGGGCAUAAAUCAUACGACAGAUAGCACUAGAAUUUUGAUUAUCAAUGUUGGUUUACAGGAUACAUUCACGUAUAAAAUAAUGGUGGACUUCGCGUAGCACCUUUUAAAAAAGAUCUGUAAAUAAAUUGGCCAUACACUAUGCCAGUGAGAUUAUUUAAUUGUUUUUGUUUUGUGAAUUGACUUUGGGAAAUUGACAUUUUUUCUUAUCAACUUGCAAUGAUAAUAUGAUCAUAAUAAUAAUAA
Lingula anatina is the source of this 2861-nucleotide messenger RNA. Its product is annotated as ovochymase. Lineage: Eukaryota; Metazoa; Brachiopoda; Lingulata; Lingulida; Lingulidae. The record is from RefSeq and is a predicted model, not a curated record. Gene Ontology annotation, cellular component: extracellular region. Gene Ontology annotation, molecular function: serine-type endopeptidase activity; protein binding. Gene Ontology annotation, biological process: complement activation; proteolysis.